AUGAGACACUCUUCGGAUCAACGCAAAUCUCAUUCUCAUGACCGACUAUACGCGCCAAUUGAUACAGCGCCAACGGCGACGGCUGCGAAGGAGGAUGGAAUUACUGCAACAAUGACAUAUGAUGGCGAGAACGAAGCUCCCAAGCAUAGAACACAUGCAGACUCGGACGAAUCCAUGGCAACCAUCACACCCCAGGAAGACGAUGGAACAACUCUUGAAGGGCACGAACAACGGCCUGCUCUUCCUCCAAGACCCUCACUCCUCGGGGACCGCCCAACUACCCCACUAUCUCCAAGAAAACGACCUGCUCUCCAAUCGAAACCUACCACUGCGGUCUCCUCUGUAGAUAUACAGACUCUCUCCUUCCCAGAUGGAUCGAGAGGGACAUUCCCAACGCCAGGGAGUCGAUCGGUAUCAGAGGCGGGGCAUGGGAUAUCUGGCGGAACAAGCACCCCAUCAAGCAGGAAAGUCAGCCAAAAUGGGAGCGAAUUCGACGAUAGUACAAGUUUGAUGAGUUAUACGCCGACACUCAGGGCAAAUGGUGAUCUUGCGAGUCUGUUAGAUGAGGGUCUCAAUUCGCAAAGCCCAGCAUGGAAGCUACUCAGUUCUCAAGCAGAUAAUGUUAACCUAUUUGAGACAAUCGACUACGAAGAUAAUGCAUUGCUUAAUUUUGACCAAGAAUUCGACGAAGUAGAGGCUGUGGAUAGUAAAGGUGGUAAUGAAGAGCAAGUCUUGCUACUAUGGAAAGCAAAGCUCAAGCAUUAUCUGAUCCUGUCAUCAGCGGGCAAGCCUAUUUACAGCAGACAUGGUGACCAGAAUCUCAUCAACGGCUAUAUUGGAAUCAUUCAGACCAUCAUUUCUUUCUUCCAAGACGCGAAGGAUCCCUUGAUGGGAUUUACUGCCGGCGGUACAAGAUUUGUGGUACUGAUAGAAGGACCUCUCUAUUUCGUAGCUAUAAGCAAGCUUGGAGAAAGCGAUUCCCAGCUUCGGGCUCAGUUGGAGGCUUUGUAUAUGCAAAUUCUAUCUACAUUGACCUUACCGACUCUAACCCAGCUGUUCACGAAUCGGCCAAAUACUGAUCUUCGCAGACCUCUGGAAGGCACCGAGACUUUACUAUCAUCUCUUGCAGAUACUUUCACGAAAGGAUCUCCAUCAGCCCUCCUGUCCGCUUUGGAAUGCUUGAAGAUCCGGAAAUCACAGCGUCACACCAUCAACAAUACACUUCUAAAAGCACGAACCGAGAAGCUUCUCUAUGGCCUGGUCGUCGCUGGCGGGAGACUCGUCAGCGUCAUCAGACCAAAGCGCCAUUCACUCCAUCCCAGUGAUUUGUCGCUGAUCUUCAACAUGUUGUUUGAAGCUGGAAGUGUAAAGGCUGGUGGAGGCGAAAAUUGGAUCCCCGUAUGCCUUCCUGGUUUCAACAAAACAGGAUAUUUGUACAUGUACGUGAGCUUUAUAAAUGCUCACGAUGGCGAGGAAUCGUCAUCCGACCAAAGGCCUUCAACCGCAGGAAGCAGCCCAGAAGAUGAAAUAGCAAUCCUUCUGAUCAGCACCGACAAGGAAAGUUUUUACGAGCUCAAGCAGAUGCGAGACGACGUAGUCGCACAAUUGGAAAGCAAUGGGAGUAUGGGUAUCAUCAAAGCUGCUGUGCGGCAGGGACGACCGAGUACAGCAGACAUUGUGCCAGGGACGCAGUUACGGCAUUUCCUCUACAAGUCACGUGCAAAUGUUCAGUUCAUGAUGCCAUCGCUCUCCCCCGAUUUCAGCAGUCCUCUUGCGCGGCGGAAACUGAUGAGCUUAUAUCAUAACCUUCAUGCCUCAACACACGCAAAGCAUUCUCACGUCAAAGUCCUCCACUGCGUCGCCCGCGACAGUAACUCUCUAGUGUGGACAACCCCCCUGUUCGAAUUCUACUGCAUAGCCGGCCCGAAUACAUCGCGGGCAGGCCUCACCCAUGGCGCAAACAAAGUCAUUCAAUGGGUAAAGCGCGAGGAAGAAAGAGUCUUCAUAAUCGGGGGAGCUGUAUUCUAG
Lachnellula hyalina is the source of this 2028-nucleotide messenger RNA. RefSeq names its product Vacuolar fusion protein (gene MON1). The transcript is spliced from 3 exons. Bases 1 to 2028 code for a protein of 675 amino acids. The record is from RefSeq and is a predicted model, not a curated record. Gene Ontology annotation, cellular component: fungal-type vacuole membrane; Mon1-Ccz1 complex. Gene Ontology annotation, biological process: vesicle-mediated transport; protein targeting to vacuole. Lineage: Eukaryota; Fungi; Ascomycota; Leotiomycetes; Helotiales; Lachnaceae.